Macrosiphum euphorbiae (potato aphid) is the source of this 1740-nucleotide messenger RNA. NCBI's taxonomy places the organism in Eukaryota, Metazoa, Arthropoda, Insecta, Hemiptera, Aphididae. The record is from the annotation of a GenBank genome assembly.
AUGAUGGUGUUGGACUCGGGACAAGCGUCCCCGUCGUUACGGCUGUACGCCGCGGCUGCCGCGGCCGCGGCCAACAGUUACGGUGGUGCGGCCUCCGCGACUUCCGGAGGCGCAGGGCAACAGUCCGGCGGCGGUACAGGAGGCGUCCAGAUGCCACCGCAUCCGCUGUUCCCGCACUUUGCCGCCCGUUUCCCGCACGGCAUGGCGUCCGCGGCCAGUUUCGCGGCCGCAGGCCUGUCGCCGUUUCUCCAGCAACACCACGUCGAGCACGCUGCAGCCCAGCGAUACGCGAUAGCGGCAGCCGCGGCUGCUGCGGCCGCGAGGAACAACACGGUCGCCGGCCACGUAAUGUCCGCGGCCGUGCACCAACAGCAACAGCAACAACAACAACAACAACACCAACACCACCAUCACCGGCCCAACUCGGAACCAGCGGGUAAGAAACGGCCUCACCACCACCACCAGCAACAGCAGCAGCAGCAGCACCAAUUACUGUUACAGCAGCAACAGCAACAGCAGCAGCAGCAACAACAACAGCAGCUACAGCAGCAGCAACAGCACAGGAUUAUUAAUAUGUCGGGCAAUCAUAGUGACGACAGCGCCUCCGAAAACGGAUCACCUAAAAAAGGUGGAGUGGACGGAGACAGCGCAGCAGGUAGUUCGGAAGACUUGGCCAACAAACGGCGAAGGUCCAGAACAAACUUCAACACGUGGCAGCUGGAAGAGCUGGAACGGGCGUUUUUGGCCAGCCACUACCCCGACGUGUUCAUGAGGGAGGCUUUAGCCCUGCGGUUGGACCUCAAGGAGUCCAGAGUGGCUGUAUGGUUUCAAAACCGUCGAGCGAAAUGGAGGAAAAAGGAACACACCAAAAAGGGUCCGGGUCGACCUGCCCACAACGCACAUCCGGUGACUUGUUCCGGAGAGCCAAUACCUGCGGACGAGUUACGGCGUAAGGAGCGCGAACGACGGCAGAAAAAGUUGCUCAAGAGCUUGGAACGACAACAGAGGAAGUUGGCUGCCAAAGGAGUGCACGUUGACUUGGACACGCUGCGAAAGGAAUGGGAGUCUCAGCAAGCUAACAAUGCUGCUAAAAAACACGGCCAGAUGGAUUGCGGAGUGGUCGGCGGAGGAAUGGACGGAGUCGGUGGAUCGUCGAACGCCGGUAUGGAUCUGUCGUUUCACGACUCGUCAAGCUGUUGCAGCGGACAGACGAGCCGGGACGAGGAGAUCGACGUGGUCGGCGAAGAGGACCACCUCCUGCACCACCACCACCACCACCAACACCCACACCAACACCACCACAGGAUGUUGCACCACAGGCGGAGUGCGAGUACGACGUUCGACGAUGACGACGACGACGACGAUUUGGACGAGGACGAGGACGAGGGACUGCCGCCGUACGCGCGCGCGGCUGCGGCUGCGGCGGCGGCGGUGGCCGCCGUGGCGGCCGCUUGCCGGGGAAACGACAGCUGUAGUUCGGACGACGAAUACGGCGGCGGGCGUUUGUACCGGCGGCCACCGGCCGCCGACGGCGAAUCGUCUCCGCCUCCACCGCUGUUGAACCUGACCACGUCGUCGACAGCCACCGCGGACAAGGCCCGCCGUCUGAACCCGUUCAGCAUCGAAUCCCUUCUGGCCGGCGGCAAUCGACCGUUCAGCAUCACCGCCGCCCACGUCAACAACAUCAAUAAUAUCAACAACAAUAACAUCAACAACAACAACAACAACAACAAAGUGUGA